This is a messenger RNA of Paramecium pentaurelia, 517 nucleotides long. The record is from the annotation of a GenBank genome assembly. NCBI's taxonomy places the organism in Eukaryota, Ciliophora, Oligohymenophorea, Peniculida, Parameciidae.
UAUGGAUCCAACUCUUAAAUAUCCAAAAACUUUAGUUUUAUUAGAUUCUUUCAUUAUAGUAGGAAUUCAGAGAAACAUUAUCCAAAAGGAAGAAGUAGAUCCUUAAAAGGCAUAGAUUGGAAAAACUUUUGAAGAAUAUUAUUCAAUGUAGCUUUAUGAUUAGAUUCCAAAUCGUUUACAUCCUAUGAGAACUCAUUGUUUAUAUUUUGGAUUAUCUGAUGGAUAGGAUUGGUUAGAAAUGAAAUACACUAUAGUUGUGGGGGAAUUGGUAAGUGAAGUUAAGAAAGUACCAGAAGGAAUGGUUAGUAUUUAAGUUCCAGCUCAUCGUUUUUGUCGUUUUGAUUGUGGUCCAGGUCCUAUUCCAGAUAUAGUUAUUGAAGCUUGGUAAUCUUUUUGCAAAAUGAAUCCAUUAGAUUUUGGAGGUGAUCGCACUCAUGAUUAUGAAUUAGAAGUGUAUCCUGAAGAUUAGUUUGACAAGAAUAAUAUGAAAUUUUCAUUAUACAUUGGAAUAUAAUGA